Molecule: messenger RNA, 2311 nt
Organism: Mauremys reevesii (Reeves's turtle)
Lineage: Eukaryota; Metazoa; Chordata; Testudines; Geoemydidae
Gene: MARCHF3
Product: membrane associated ring-CH-type finger 3
Exons: 6
Coding region: 1273-2034 (253 amino acids)
Biological process (GO): protein ubiquitination
Molecular function (GO): zinc ion binding; ubiquitin-protein transferase activity
Source: RefSeq, a predicted model, not a curated record
CUAAGAGAGGCCAGACAUGUCUCCAAGUUCUCCUGGAGUAUUUCCUACUAUCCAGUAUAUGCUGCAGAACCACACAGGAAAAAAUGGAGUAAACUGGAUUCUCUUCUUUCUUGAGCAUCAUGCACAGAACUGUUUACUAGAGGCCAAUUAGCUUGAAUUCAGUGGAACUGCACAGAUGCAACUUUAGGGCAUAAUUUAACUAGCAGAAGCUUUAUUGCAAGUGAUGAUGCAAUAAAAGAAAAAACCCAAAUUGAAUCUCGGAGGCCAGGCUGAGUUAAAGAAAAAUAUUCACUUGUUUUUACUGCAAGAUUGGGUAUUGAGAGACAAUGACUGCAAAACCCCAGGGCAGCAUUUGCACAGUUGCAUUACAGAGCAGAACUGCACUACCAAGCUCUUUUUCUUGCACAGGUGUAAGAGAUCAAUCUCUUUAAAAAACAUUUACAUCCUCUUCCCACCCACCCCACCCUGCUUUGUGUUAGGUAUUUGUUUUGUUUCUUUGCAGAAUAGCUUGACUGCCCUAUAUCUUGCUUUUCCUUGCACAUCUUUGCAACUAAACCCGCUAGCCAAACCAGCCCCUGAAAGGCUACAAAAUGGAUUUGUGUAAAUAAUACAUUGAUCUGUUUACAUGCCUGGCCCUUUUAUUGCUUGCUCGGCGGAGAUGGAGAUGGAGAUGCUGCAGCAGCAGCAGGUCCUUUCAAGGCAGGGUUUGGUUUUCUGCCUUCUGGAGGCUUUGACCUGGCGACUUCUCUCGGAUGCACCUCCGCUCGCUGGCCACCAGGGGUCCCAGACACGCGCCGCUUCCCAGCCGCUCUUUGUCCUGCUGCUUCCCCCGCGAGCCCGCCUCCCCAUCCCGUUCGGAGCCCGCGGCUGGAGCCGGGGGAGGGAGGCGGCGGUCGCUGCCGACUUGUACAAGUGGCCGCCAGUCAGGAAGCAGAGCCACGCCCCCGACUCCCUCCCCUGCCUCGCCGGCCGGGCUGCUCCAGCCCCCGCUGCUGUUCCACCUCGCUCGCUUAGCAGGUCAAUGAAUUGCCAGAGGCUUGAGGCUGAAGGAACUGGAGGAGCCCGGCUCUGGAGCCAUCCUUGAAUCCCUGCCUAGCAAACAUGCGCCUCCGCACUUUCUCUGAUUCCCCAGCCAGGAACGUAGCUGCUUGAGAAGUUGGAAAAACCAGAAGGACUCACAGGGGCGUGUGAAGCAAUCCGGAGCUACAAAAGGAGGAUGGAAAUCCUGUAUGAAUGUGAAAACCAUUAGCAAAGUAAUUGCUGUCUAUUACCAUGACAACCAGCCGCUGCAGUCACCUGCCUGAAGUCUUACCAGACUGCACCAGCUCAGCUGCUCCCCUAGUAAAGACGGUGGAGGAGUGUAGCAGUCUUGUGAAUGGACAGCCGCAGUAUGUCAUGCAAGUUUCAGCCAAGGACGGGCAGCUUCUGUCAACAGUAGUAAGGACUCUUGCCACACAGAGCCCUUUCAAUGACAGGCCAAUGUGCAGGAUCUGCCACGAAGGCAGCAGUCAGGAAGACCUGCUCUCUCCAUGUGAAUGUACAGGAACCCUGGGGACUAUUCAUCGCAGCUGCCUGGAGCAUUGGCUGUCCUCUUCGAAUACCAGUUACUGUGAACUCUGCCACUUCAGGUUUGCAGUAGAGCGCAAACCCAGGCCAUUAGUAGAGUGGCUAAGAAACCCAGGUCCGCAGCAUGAGAAACGGACUCUGUUUGGAGACAUGGUGUGCUUCUUGUUUAUAACUCCCCUGGCGACCAUCUCUGGCUGGUUGUGUCUGCGGGGAGCAGUGGACCAUCUGCACUUUAGUAGUAGGUUAGAAGCUGUUGGCCUCAUUGCACUCACUGUCGCACUCUUCACUAUUUACCUCUUUUGGACACUAGUGUCAUUUAGGUACCACUGUAGAUUAUACAACGAAUGGCGUCGGACCAAUCAGAGGGUGAUACUCCUAAUUCCAAAAUCUGUCAGUGUUCCUUCUAACCAGCAGUCAUUGCUGGGCCUUCAUUCAGUCAAAAGGAACUCAAAGGAGACAAUCGUUUGAUUUUGGCAGUUCUGUACUGGAGUCAUGCACUAAAUAUACUUUCUUAAACCCAUGGGCUCUGAUUCCAUCCAAAACCUGGUACAGUGCUAUUCCGGUUUACAAACUCUUUACAGAGGAAGAAAUCACUGUUAAUUAAAAUCAUGGAUGCUGCAAUCAUAUGAUAUUUGCUAAGCUGCCAAACAUGUUUAUUUAGCAGAUACUGUAUGGAAUUCUACAAACUCAUGUUAAUACCUGCCUUGUCAGUGAUGCAAACCCUUCUUUUUUUUUAAUUGUUUAA